AUGAAUUUUCUUAUCUUUGAUAAAGAACUUCUAUCAUCAAAAUUAGUUCAUACAAUAUUAGCUGAUUUUCGUCAUGUAACAUUAAUUACAUCUAGCGAAUCAUCAUUAUCUAUUCCAUCAUCAUCACCACAAUUUUUAUUAAUUAAACAAGUUGAUAUUAGUAAUGCACAUCAAGUUAUACAAAGUUUAUCUAAACAUGAAAAUGAUCCAUUUGAUGCUAUUCUCAUAUUUAAUUCAACACAAUAUUCAGAUCUUCAUAAUAUUUUGGAAACUAUGAAACGAUUAAAACGACAACCUCCUCAUCUUUUUUUCUUUUUUAUUGGUCAACAACAUGAAUUUGAUAAAAGCAUUAAUAAACUUCUGAAAGAAAUUUCAGAUAUUAUAUCAUGGACAAUUGUUAUAUGUAAUGAAAUCAAUUCAUCAACAACGACAAAAUAUCAAGUUCAAACUAAAUCGAAUCCAAAUAAUCAACAACCAAUCGCUCCUACUGCUGUAUUAGAUUUUGUAUGUGAUGGAAUCAAAACAAAAAAAUAUUUACAUGAAACAAUUUAUAUUUAUUAA
Rotaria sp. Silwood2 is the source of this 561-nucleotide messenger RNA. Lineage: Eukaryota; Metazoa; Rotifera; Eurotatoria; Philodinida; Philodinidae. The record is from the annotation of a GenBank genome assembly.